AUGUCCGUCGCGUCCAGCGCCAGGCGGUUCCCCACAGAACUCCUGGAUGCCAUACGCACGCAUGACCGAGCAAGCUUGUCCCCGCCCGAACCCCCAUCGCGGCCCACGAUCGACGAGCAGAGCGAGCGGUACGACGCGUGUCGCGCGCUCCAGGCGGCGGGGGUACGCUGUACCCUGUGGUUCGAGGACGCAGACCGGUACCACGGCGUCCCGACCGUCCUGUUCGACAUCUACAUCCUCGUCGACGACAUGGACGCGGCCGAGCGCGUUCUCACCCAGGUUGGCUGGCAGCCCACGACGAUAAACCAGGGGAAGGUGGGCAGCGCCGUCUUGUCAUCACCUGUUGUUCGACUCGUCCCGCCUGGCGUGGACCCUAUUCCGCCGCCCAAACCUCCUCCGCUUGAGGGCAAUGGAUCCGUGUUCUAUAGGCUGCCGACGACGGUCGCGCUCCUGCCUGCCCAUGUGUGGAGCUACGACCUCACAACCCACCCACCCGACUCGCUGUUUCCCCGGCUCCCUGCGCUGCUUGAUGCCAUGAUCGACACGACAUUGACCGACAGCGACGAGAUGGGACACGAGCGCUGGGCGAUCGGCAUACACAUAGCGUACCUCUAUCACUACGUUCGCGAGAUCCGAGACCCCGCGUUCGUCCAGUCGCUGCGGUUCGACAACCGCCAGUUCCACAACGACAUUUGCGCGGGCAUGAUGGUUGGAACUGUUCCAGUCGCUGCGCAUGGGCGCCGUGUACGCGAGGAGAUACGGCGCGGGGAGAGGCAGAUGAUAGAGCAGUGCUCGGACUGGGAAGACCCGCGGCUGUUCUUUCUCAUUGUCCACAAUCGUACUAGCUUGAGCAAUGCAGACGGAUAG
This is a messenger RNA of Vanrija pseudolonga, 867 nucleotides long. RefSeq lists its product as uncharacterized. Bases 1 to 867 code for a protein of 288 amino acids. Lineage: Eukaryota; Fungi; Basidiomycota; Tremellomycetes; Trichosporonales; Trichosporonaceae. The record is from RefSeq and is a predicted model, not a curated record. The transcript has a single exon.